Molecule: messenger RNA, 7273 nt
Organism: Papilio polytes (common Mormon)
Lineage: Eukaryota; Metazoa; Arthropoda; Insecta; Lepidoptera; Papilionidae
Gene: Myo81F
Product: myosin-I heavy chain-like
Exons: 39
Coding region: 315-6950 (2211 amino acids)
Cellular component (GO): cytoskeleton; myosin complex
Molecular function (GO): ATP binding; protein binding; cytoskeletal motor activity
Source: RefSeq, a predicted model, not a curated record
UCAUUUAGUCUCCGGGAAGUUUUUGUGAAAAGAGGUGCGUUGUGUUGUUUCGUACGAAAACUGAAUUGUUUUGGUUAAAAAAAUUGUGGUGCUUCUAUUAAAGUUUGUGUUUCGUUAAAAGUACUUUCUUUAUUUAUUUUCAAUUGAUAAUUUCCGGUGAUACAAAGUUAAAAUUGAUCUUUUAUUUAUUUGUUUUAAACACAUGUGAUCGAUACAAUUAAGUUACGAGUUUUCGGGAUACACGACGAUUUUACAAACAUGAGGCAACCGUGAAACGAGUUUUAACAUCAGAAGGAUAAUAUAAGCAAGGCACGAUGGAGGAACGCGAAGCGGACGCGGGCCCCGGCGUGCCCGACAUGACCAUGAUGCCGGAGAUCACAGAAGCUGCUAUUAACGAUAACCUGAGGCGGCGAUAUGUUCACGACCUCGUAUAUACAUAUACGGGCUCAAUCCUGGUCGCGGUGAAUCCAUACAAGGAGCUGGGAUGUUACACAAUGGAGGAUAUGCAGAACUACCGUGGCAAAGCGUUCGGAAGCAUGCCGCCGCACGUGUUCGCUCUCGCGGAGUCCGCGUAUAGCUCGCUACAGAACGGAGAAAAGAACCAAUCAGUAGUGAUAUCCGGCGAGAGCGGUGCCGGUAAGACGGAGACCACAAAGCUGAUUCUUCAGUACUUAUGCGCUGCGGGUGGCCAAGCCACAUGGGCAGAGCAGCAGAUCCUAGAAGCUAACACCGUACUUGAGGCGUUUGGUAACGCUAAAACGGUCCGUAACGAUAACUCGUCUCGUUUCGGGAAGUUCGUGGAGGUGCGUUUGGACCACCGCGGUGGUAUCCGCGGCGCUGUGCUACGCGACUUCCUACUAGAACGUGCGCGAAUCACCGGCCCUGCUCCCCGCGAGACUAACUACCACGUCUUCUAUCAGCUGCUUGAAGGCGCUAAACAUAAUGCAGAGCUCCGUUCUUCUCUCCGGCUACGUGACGACAUCCAAUACAAGUAUUUACGUAUGGAUGACGUCGAGGCACAUAAGGGGCGCGGGGGGGAGGGCAAGCUGGAGGCGCUGCAGUUAGCGCUCACGGUGCUGCAAGUACCACCGCAUAUGUGCGAAGGCUUAUUCAAAGUUCUGGCUGCUAUACUGUGGCUUGGGAACAUACAGUUCCAGGAUGUUGACGGCGAGCGCAGCGCCCUCUGCGGCGAGGACACGGAGGCGGUGGAAGCUGCGGCGUCGCUGCUUGGCUUAGCCCCGCCCACCGCGCGCCGCGUGCUGCUCGAACGACAGAUCAACGUGCGCGGCAACGUUACCGAUAUACCACUAAGACUACCGGAGGCUCGUGAGAACCGUCACGCGAUGGCUCGUGCACUAUACGCGCGUACGUUCGCAUGGCUCGUCCGUCACGUGAACAGCUGUUCGGCGCCGGGCCGCGAGAUGACGCGCGCUCUCGGCGUACUCGAUAUCUUCGGCUUCGAGAACUUUGCCACCAACUCUCUAGAACAACUGUGUAUUAACUACGCCAAUGAAAAACUGCACAUGUUCUUUAACAACUACGUCUUCGCUUUGGAACAAGAAAUUUAUCGCCAAGAAGGUAUAAUUUACAAUCAAAUACAAUUCACGGACAACGGCGCCUGUCUGGAAUUGUUGGAGAAACCGCCUAGAAGUUUAUUGAAAUUGUUAAGUGAGCAAUGCCACAUGCCAAAGGGUUCUGAUGGCGCAUACCUGACAAACAUUCAAGGAGAAUUCGGCGAUCAUCAAAGUUUCGUGAAAGGUUCCCGUAGGAAAUGGGAGGAGGAGUUCGGAGUGCAGCAUUAUGCUGGCACGGUCACAUACAGCGUCCAAGGAUUUGUCGACAAGAACAGGGAUACCCAACAAGACGCCUUUAUCGACCAUCUCAGUCGAUCCGCUAACCCUUUUGUAAGGGAACUAGCGGAUUAUUCUCAGGAUUUGGCACCUCCUGGACAUGAGAUAUCUCUUUCAAGUCCUGGUACGACUAGUACUACACAACGAGGCACGUCUAAAGGCAGGCCGACAGUUGUGGACACAUUUCGCGCACAACUGCAAUCUCUGGUGGAUAUGCUGCAAGUUACUGAUGUUUGGUAUGUCCGCUGUAUAAAGCCCAACGAGCACAAGGAAGCGGGCACGUACAACGCGCAGCUAGUGCUGGAGCAGCUGCGCUACCUCGGUAUGAACGAGAUAGUGCGCAUCCGCCGCGACGGCUACCCCGUGCACCUCCCCGCGCCGCUGUUCCGCGCGCGCUACCGCUGCCUGCUACCGCACCCUCGCCCUAUGGAGCCAGAUAUCGCAACAAUAACGUCAUUAGUGAACGCGCCGGCCAACGACUGGCAGAUAGGACACACAAAGAUAUUUAUGCGUAGCUCCGUGCACUCCCCGCUAGAGGCUAAGAGGACUGCACUAUUACAGGCCUCCGCGCUACGCAUACAAAAGUGGUACAAGGGUAGUGUACAGCGACGCAGCUUCAUGCAGCGUCGCAACGCUGCAGUGGUGCUGCAGGCGGCGUGGCGCGGCUGGAAGGAGCGCGCGGCGUUCCUGCGCCUGCGCCGCGCCGCCCUCACGCUGCAGCGACAUCUACGUGGAGCCUUCGCGAGAGAGGUCGCCGCCGCGCUGCGAGAGAUGCGACGGGUUAAUGAUGAAAUGAAACUAAGAGAAGAACGAAAUAGUCUGGCAGAGAAAGUGAACAUGGAGCGUGCGGAGCUGGAGACGAUGGCUGACCAGCUCCGUGGGCUGUCGUGUCCCAGCGGGCGCGCGGAGUCCGUCAACCUGGACAACCUGUUCGACUUCCUGGCGGACGUGCCCGCGCAGCGCGGCGCGCCCGACGGACAGCCCGCGCACCAGCCCACCAUCGCUGAGAUAGGAGACUCCAUGGAACGACUGGCUGAUGAUUUACAUCAAGAGCUGGAACACGUCCUAGCGGCUGAAAUGAAUGAACUCAGCAAAUCGCACACAGAAGCACAGAGGAAACCUGAUGGGGCACCCUCAGAUGACAUCCUGCCUCCGCCACCUUCCUCUCUCGCCUUACAAUCCAUCCUGCAACCGGCGACACCUGUGAGCAUGACGUCAUCUCUAACUAACGGUAUGACGUCAUCGUUGACGAACGGUACCUCACCGAUGGCGAACGGCGAUGUGAUGUCGUCAUCGCUUAUCCUUCCACCUCCCCCUCCUCCUAUGGAGCCGGUGGAAGAUUCCCCCGCGUUCCCCUCUCCGCCUACUACCUGUACAUUGCCGGAACCAGCGGGCCCGCCACCACCUCCACCUGCCGGCAAAGAUACCACCCCACCGGAGUUGACCAAUGGUAUAAUACCAAACGGCAAGCUCUCUGUAGUAAAUGGAAAGGAGCCGAUAUACGAAGCCGUCAUUCCGCGCCCUCCUGGCGAAGCCCCUACUACUUCACCACCCCCACCACCGUUAUUGCCACCAGAAAACAACGGUUUUCCUAGCAAAGAGAUUCUACAAGAGCAGAUAGACGAUACUCUACCGGGACUGCCGAGUGCGGUGACGUCACCGGACAAUACCUCCGCCUCCGCCCUGCCCACUGAUUCCUGCACCAGCCCCCCGCCCCUGAUGAAUGGAGACUCCAAUACAACGGAACGUAACGCGCGUCGCAAAGAGCGCGUGGAGCGACGCUUGCAUCAGAUGGAGGCGGCGUCCCCGCCCUCUAGCGCUCCGCCCACCACGCCGCCCGCUGACGUCAACGACCUCGCUGACUUCGCUAAACUAUACUUCAACGAUCAUCCACGCUCACCCGAAGGAACAAUAAUGGCAACCCUGACGCGGAAAAGCAAAUCAAUGGAAUUGCUAACAAAGGAGGAGAUGAUCACUUACCAUAAAGGCAACAAUAUCCCCACCUCCCACAUACAACUGCAUGACCCUGACAGCGUUACUGCAGCAGUUAACAUCUUCAGGGACUUAUGUCGUUACAUGCGAGGCGAAUUAACAUCGGACAAGGAGACUCAAGUCAUACAAUCUGUGAUAGGCAAAGGUUUAGAACGGGAAGAGUUACGGGACGAAAUACUUAUCCAAUGUGUGCGACAGAUAACAGAGUGUCCAGUAGAGGAAUGGGCGGAGCGUGUCUGGCUGGUAUUAUGCCUGUGCGCGGUGGCGUGGCAGCCGAGCCGCGGCCUCGCGCGGUACUACUGCGCCUGGCUGCGCACGCGCGCCCGCGCCGCGCCCGACGCGCCCCGCGCGGCACACUGCGCACAAUGGUGCCUUGAUAACUGUAGAGGUGCUGCGCCGAGGUUACUACCGCCGAGUACUGUUGAAAUCGCUGCGAUGCGUCGUCUCGGCACAAUAGUAUGCCGGUUCUUCUUCCUGGACGGUCGUACGAAGGCUAUCGACGUGCACCCCGCGGACACUGCGGCGGCGGCUGCAGCGCGCCUCGCAGACAAGCUGGGCCUCGCGCCGCACUCGCGUGCAGGCUGGGCUGUGUACCAGCAGCGGGCAGCGAGAGAAGACCACGUGCGAGCCACGCACUACCUGUAUGACGUCAUCGCUGCAUGGGAAAUGCAACAAGGCCCCGGUGGUGGUUCAGCGGACAACCGAUUCGUGUUCAAACGGCGCCUGUUUCGCGGCGGACGCGAGUUACCUCACGAUCCCGUCGAGGUGGCGCUAUUGUACGCACAGGCUGUGCAUAGUGUCGUUAAGAUGGACGAGUUCCCAGUGUCGGAGAAGGUGGCGCUGCAGCUGGCGGGGCUGCAGGCGCAGGUGUCGCUGGGCGAGCCGCCGCCGAGCCCCGCGCCGCCGCACACGCGCGCCUACUACGCUCACCCGGAGCAGUUCCUGCCGCAGCGCAUCGCACGCGCAAGGCCUGCACAUCAGUGGGCAACAAUCCUGGCGCAAGCGCACCGUCAGUACGGCGCGGGGCGCGCGGAGCUGACCGCCAAGGCGCUGUACCUCUCCUGUGUGAUGCAAUACCCGCUCUAUGGCGUCACGCUCUUCCCUGUCACUUACAAGGGAUAUUGGGCACACGGCCCGAACGUACUACUGGGCGUGGGCGCGGAGGGCGUGGUGCUCGUCCGGCCGGCAGACAAGGCGGUGCUGGCGGAGUACCCCUACACCAACAUCGCCGCGCUGCUGCUGGACCCCGUCGACAGCGGCCUCACCAUCAGCCUCACGCACCACGGGCAGCAUGAUGGGCUCAGAUGCAUAGUCCUGGAGUCACCACAGAAGCAGGAAGCUGCGUGGCUAAUGGCGGCAUACAGCCCGCCUUUAGCCAACGGUCUGGCGGAGGAGCCCGCGAGACGUGCGGCGCCGGCGGGCGAGCGCGCACGACUGGCGGCCGCGCUGCGUAGCGCACGUCGCGCGCUCGUCGACUCCGGCCUACUGCGGCGACCUACUGACCUCUCCGCUGGAGGAUUCCUUAGAAAUACACUACGAAGACUGAGCAAGCACCGCCUGGAGCGCGUGCGGCUGGACGUGGCGGAGGCGCAGGGGGAGAGCUACAAGGGUUUCCCCUCCGGCUACUGGUGCUGGGCGCGCGCGUUACCACACAGCCUCACUAAACUCAACGAGGCUGAGGAAGUCGCCGCCACGCAGAUAUUCAAGGAUAUAAUGAGUCAUGCGGGUCUGAACACGCACGAGGGCAGCACGACAUCGCUGGCCAGCACCACCAACAGCAGCAGCAGCGGCUCUGCUGAAGGUGACAGCGACGACCGCGUCGCCCUCGCACAGGCGCUGCUGCAGCGCUGUCUGCAGAAGGACACGCUGCUCUGCGAACUGUACAUGCAGCUUAUCAAACAGACGACAGACCACCCGGAGCCAUCAUCGCGUGUGUCCGCACGUCACUGGGCGCUGCUGUGCGCGGCGGUGGGCGCGGCGCUGCCCCCCGCCAAGCCGCUGCGCCGCCUGCUCCUCGCGCACCUGCGCUACCGCGGCACCGCGCUGCACGCCGGCGAGGAGGGCAAGUUCGCACGCCGGGCGGAACAGGUGGCGUUAAGCAUAGCUCAAGUUGGGCGUCGUAACAGUGCGCCCUCUCGCGAGGAACUGCUGUGCGCGGCCGCGCGAAGACCUAUGCAUGUACGUGUGCUGCUAUUGGACGGGAAACAACACGGCCUCGUGUUCGGGCCAGCCGCCACCGCAGACCAUCUUGUUACCAUGCUUAGGGAGAAGAUCGGACUCAACGAUGCGGCUGCUGGUUACGCAUUAUACGAAGUAUGCGCUAAUUCAACGCCGGCGGGUACGGGCGAGCGCGCGCUGGCCGGCAGCGAACGUGUCGGUGAUGUACUAGCGCGCUGGGAGAAGGCCGGCGCCACCGCCGCCUCCUGCAGGCUGGUGUUCAAGAAGCGUCUGUUCCUCGGCGAGCGGCCGCUGCAGUCGGACUGCGUAGCGGAGAUGGAGUUGUUAUACUACCAACUGCUGCACGCCAUCCGACACGACCGUCUGCCUAUUGAAACAGAUGAAGCUGUGAUGGUGGCGGCGUUGCACGCGCAGGUGGCGAGCGGGGAGUGCGCGGGCGAGGGCGGCGAAGAGUGCCUGGCGGCGGCGCGCGCCGUGCUGCCCCCGCGCCCCGCGCCGCUGCCCGCGCCCGCGCUGCGCCUGCACCACCUGGCGCUGCGCGGCACGCCGCCGCACGCCGCCAUGCAGCGCGCCCUCACCCUCGCCGCCUCCUGGCCGCUCGCCAGAGCCACCGUCUUCGACGUCAUGCAAUCGUUCACAUCGAACUGGCCGCGCGCGCUGUGGCUGGCGGUGGACGCGCGCGGGCUGACGCUGCUGCGGCGCGGCUCGCGCUCGGCGCUCGUGUCGCACGACCACGACCAGCUGCUGGCGGUGUCGCCCGCGCCGCGCGCGCUGCUCCUCGUCACGCGCGCGGACCGCAAGCACGCCAAGCUCGUACUCUCCACUGAUCAGGCGUACCAGAUCGCGACACUGAUCAAGGACUACAUCGAGGCGGUGCGCGGGCCGGUGUCGCCGGCGGUGGCGGAGGCGGGCGGCGCGCGCGCCUCGUGACAUCCGCACGCAUAGUGCCAGUGCUUCCACGUCCGCUGAGCGCGCGAACGUCACACGCCGACAUGCCAAUCAUAUUCAUUCAAAUACCUACGUAAAUAGAUAUUGAAAAAAAAAAUCGGAUACAUACCAUCCUAAAGUACACUACACGAUUUAUUCUAUGCUAAAACUGUGUUUUGAUGUGUUAAAGACUUUGCAGACUAUCGAUUAAUAUGGAAAUGUACAGUCGCGGAAUACUGCGUUGUUCCAAGAAAAUUUGUCGUUGCAAACGAGACAAACACCGUGUCUUAGUAUAAAUAAUUACUUAGAUAUAACGUGGAAAUGAA